Molecule: messenger RNA, 453 nt
Organism: Heterostelium album PN500
Lineage: Eukaryota; Evosea; Eumycetozoa; Acytosteliales; Acytosteliaceae
Exons: 5
Coding region: 1-453 (150 amino acids)
Source: RefSeq, a predicted model, not a curated record
AUGAGAUUAAUGAAUGUCUAUAUAUUUAAUAAGACAAAUAAAACAACAACAAUAACAACACAUUCUUUCAUUCUAAUUUACAUGUUUAUUUGUUUAUUUAAAACCAUCAGUAAUCUAUUAUCAUAUUAUAUUAUAUGUCGUCUAUCUCUUUAUCAAAUCUAUACAAUCAAUCUAUUAAACGACGGUAUGACAUCAAUUUAUUUUGCAUUUUUAUCAUUAGUUUUUAGUGUCAACAGAGCAGAAUCACCAGCAUCAUCAUCAGCAUCAUUCAUUAUCAAACCAAUUAUUCAAACACCACACCCACAAACAACACAGGCAUUAGCACUAGCACUUACACUAAACUAUCAUUAUACUACUACUACAACUACCUCUCUAUAUGUACAUAUAGAAACACCUAAAGGAAAGAGAACCGACUUAAGACGCAAAUACUGCGAUCCAAUCACCAAACAAUAG